Molecule: messenger RNA, 2100 nt
Organism: Alnus glutinosa
Lineage: Eukaryota; Viridiplantae; Streptophyta; Magnoliopsida; Fagales; Betulaceae
Product: probable E3 ubiquitin-protein ligase RHG1A
Exons: 6
Coding region: 191-1816 (541 amino acids)
Molecular function (GO): ubiquitin protein ligase activity
Source: RefSeq, a predicted model, not a curated record
UUUCACACACGUUUCUGCUCCGUUUUCGUCCGUCCUCUCUCUCUCUCUCUAAAAUCUUAUUAUUAUUAGUUUCUCGCUCUAAAGUCUAAAAGCUGUGAACUCUUUUCUUUCGGGUGGUAUUCAAAGGAGAAAAACAAGAAGAAGAAGAAGAAUAAGAAAAAGCGGAUUUGGAGGGUACAGAUACAUAUUCAUGGAUGAAUAUUCUGGUAAAAGAGCUGUAGAUGGGAUUGUUGUCCCUAGAAAGGGGUCUGGUCUUGUGCUGAGAGAUAAUGCGAACAAUAGAGAUAAUAAUGCUCAAUUUUGCAACCGAACUGGUUGCAGUGGCAGGCUGAGCUCCACAAGAGGUGCUCAAAAUGGCUGUUCGGAGAAGGCCAAAUCUUCAAGGCCUUUGUUCCGCUCCUCUUCCAGUGGCAAGGAAAUAAUUGGAAGUUCCUCUAGGACAUACUCUGCGAUCAGCAAGGGAAGAAAACCUGUCACUGAACCUCAAAAGAAGCUAUCUUCAAAGUUGGAAUCUGAUUCAUCUGAAACUAGUAGUGUUCAGGAUGAGCCAGAGGUUUCAGAACUCACUCCCCCACCUGGAAAGAUUGAGAGAGGGUCUGAAACUGCAGAGUCUAAGAGUGUCACGUUAAUGGAGACAGGAAGCUCUAGUGUAGCAUCAGAUACAAGAUCUCGGAGGAAUCUUCAUCAAAGCACUGGACUGCGCAACCAAGAUACUCUAGUUGCUUCCCCUAUAUCUAUGGGAUCUAAGAGCUCUGUUCAGGCCACGAGUGCUGGUGCCAGCAGAAUUGGUUUAAGAAAUCUCAGAUGCAAUUCGAUAUCUGAUGUUGUCCCAUCGGGUUGCCCCUCUUCAGAUUCAAGCCUCAGUAAAAAGAAGGAUAUGGUAAAAAGGAGAAAUUCUGAAGGAGAAAGCAGCUCCACUGCUAGAGGGAAGAAGAUGAAUGGGUUGCCGUUGGAAGGAAAGAACUCCAGUUCUAGCCAUGGCAUCUCCAUCUCUGAUUCAAGACGAGCUAGAAAUUUGCCUGCUCAGAGGGAUAAUGGUGUUGCAUCAGUUAGGACUAGGAGAUCAGUUAAUGAUCACUCUAGGGGAAGGCUCUCCAAUCAAGGAAAUGGAAACAGUCUGUCACCAAAUGAGCCCCCUAUUGCAAUCCCUCAAAUGCUUCAGCCUAUCAAUGUGAAUGGUCCUAGUUCAUCACAUCAUCUCUCUGCAGAAACUCCCUUGAGUCGUGCUACAUCUUAUAGUCGACCAGGAAGUCGCAGUGAGAGGUUACGUGGUCUUAUGCCAGCUAAUCCUGCAGAAGUUGGCAUGACACACUCUUUGACAAAUCAGGAUGGCAUCCGGCGCUACAACAUAGAUGGGAUUGCAGAGGUAUUAUUGGCACUCGAGAGGAUCGAACAAGAUGAAGAGCUAACAUAUGAGCAAAUACUUGUUCUGGAGACCAAUUUGUUUCUUAAUGGCCUAUAUGGCCAUGAUCAGCAUAGAGACAUGAGACUGGAUAUUGAUAACAUGUCAUAUGAGGAUCUAUUAGCUUUAGAAGAGAGGAUGGGAACUGUGAGCACAGCACUAACAGAAGAAGCACUGUCAAAUUGCCUGAAGAGAAGCAUCUAUGAGUCUGCAGCUCCAGAGGAUGCAGAUGUGGGCUGUAGUGAGGACAAGGAUGAUGUCAAAUGCUGUAUCUGCCAGGAAGAGUAUGUGGUUGGAGAUGAAGUGGGUAGAUUGCAAUGCAAGCACAGGUAUCAUGUGGUGUGCGUACAAGAUUGGCUGCGGUUGAAGAAUUGGUGCCCCAUAUGCAAAGCAUCGGCGGCAUCCUCACCAUAGUCUUUGCUGUCCUGUUAGUUCAAUUCAUUAAAUCAGUUGCAGGAGACUGACUUUUUUCUUUUGUACAAAAUUAAGUCAUUCUCUUUCAUCUUCAUUGAUCUUUUUUCUUUCUUUCUUUCUUUUUCUUUUUCUUUUCUCUCUCUCUCUCUCUCUCUCUCUCUCUCUCUCUCUAUAAUGUAGAUAUCAUAUCUCUUUCAUCUCAAUUGGCUACUAAUAAACGCAGGCUAAUGGCUUGAUAGGUGAACUUCACAUUGGAAUUGUGAAUGAAGAUACUUCUCUCUCUC